This is a messenger RNA of Phoenix dactylifera (date palm), 1271 nucleotides long. It is a transcript of the gene LAP5, whose product is annotated as Chalcone and stilbene synthase family protein. Gene Ontology annotation, molecular function: acyltransferase activity, transferring groups other than amino-acyl groups. NCBI's taxonomy places the organism in Eukaryota, Viridiplantae, Streptophyta, Magnoliopsida, Arecales, Arecaceae. Gene Ontology annotation, biological process: polyketide biosynthetic process. The record is from RefSeq and is a predicted model, not a curated record.
UUUCUCCACACAACCGCAGGAAACCUCCCAGAUUCUCAGAGUCCUACAGCAUUCCUCGUUUGGCCAUUGGCAUCACUAGCUAGUAUUCAUUCUCUACCCUCAUGGCAAGCACUGGAGAGAACAAAUCACGAAACCCCACACAAGGAAAAGCUAAAAUCCUGGCGCUUGGCAAAGCCUUCCCUCACCAACUAGUCAUGCAGGAUUUCCUCGUAGAUGGCUAUUUCAAGAACACAAAAUGCGAUGACCCUGAGCUCAAGCAGAGGCUGACUCGACUUUGCAAGACAACCACAGUCAAAACAAGAUACGUGGUCAUGUCCGAGGAGAUCUUGAGGAACUACCCGGAACUGGCAGCGGAAGGCCUCCCCACGGUGAAGCAACGCUUGGAGAUAUCCAACAAGGCGGUCACGCAAAUGGCCGUGGAAGCCUCACUGUCGUGCAUCAAGGCACUUGGGAGGCCCCUCUCCGCCGUCACCCACCUGGUCAACGUCUCGUCCAGCGAGGCCCGCUUCCCCGGAGGUGACCUCCACCUCGCCCUCGGCCUCGGGCUCAGCCCCGACGUCCGUCGCAUCAUGCUCUCCUUCACCGGUUUCGGAGGUGUCGCCGGCCUCCGCGUCGCCAAGGACUUAGCCGAGAACAACCCCGGCAGCCGCGUGCUGCUAGCCACAUCCGAGACCACCAUCGUGGGGUUUCGACCCCCGAGCGCCAGCCGGCCCUACGACCUGGUCGGCGCCGCGCUUUUUGGCGACGGAGCAGGGGCUGCGAUCCUCGGCGUCGAUCCGUACCCGGGCGUCGAGACUGCCUUGUUCGAAUUGCAUUCUGCGGCCCAGCAGUACCUCCCGGGCACCGAGAAGACCAUCGACGGGCGGCUUACCGAGGAGGGGAUAAAUUUUCGUCUAGGAAGGGAGCUCCCACAGGUCAUUGAGGACCACGUUGAGGCGUUCUGCAAGAAGUUGAUGAGAGAAGGUAGGGAAGGAGGUGAGGAUGCCGAGAACAAUGAGAUGUUUUGGGCGGUUCAUCCCGGUGGGCCGGCGAUAUUGAGCAAGGUGGAGAGUAGGCUGGAGUUGUGGCCUGAUAAGUUGAAUGCCAGCAGGAAGGCAUUGAGGGAUUAUGGAAAUGCCAGCAGCAACACUAUCGUGUAUGUCUUGAACUACAUGGUGGAGGAGAGCAGGAAGAGAAGGGAGAAGGGAGAGAAGGAUUGCGAGUGGGGUCUUAUACGCUUUGGGCCUGGUGUUACCUUCGAGGGGAUUCUGGCAAGGAACUUGGUGGCUUGA